CAUACAUACAGUGUGGAUAAGAAUUAAGUCAACAAAAGAUCCAUCGGAAACACUUCGAAGUGCUUGUUUCAUUUUUUUAUAACAUAUCUUACGCGUUUCAUUCUCGAAAUACAUGGUAUCGUAUCAAUAAGAAAGAAGAGCUACUAAAAAUUAAUAAUCAUGAUAUUCGUUCAUUCACGUAUCAUGGUAGACACUACGCAAGUCGAAGUACACGUUCGUAAUAUGUCGAUGCCCUCCACUCGUUCUUUCGUUAUUUAAACAUCGUUUACUUUCUCCGAGUGAUUAUUCUCGUGCUCGGCGAUUAAUAGAUAAAGCAGGAUUUCUAAUCGCAUUGUUUUUCGAGGUGUAUAGUGCGUCACUGUGCAGACGAUGCGCCCACUGUCAAUGGUUUGGCUCGACAGUGCUACGCACACGUAUAAAUCGACCAUAAAUGUGACGGUACCAACACCCAUACGAAAUCUCAUAUCAUAAGAAGCACGAGCACGCUGUCGUGUGGCACAGACUGUGCUUCGCAGUAGCUCAACAGCAUCGAGGAGUGAUAUUCUGACUUGACUGCUUUUUUUACUUCGUGUCCAGUCUUGUUAUUUUACGUGGCGGGUACCUACUACUCAAUAUUUCGGCAACAUGUGCGGAAUUUUCGCAUACCUGAAUUACCUGACGCCAAAAAGCAGGAAAGAAAUUUUGGAGCUACUGGUUGGCGGAUUGAAGAGAUUGGAGUACAGGGGCUAUGAUUCAGCUGGCGUCGCCCUUGACAGCGUCGACGGCAAGGAUAUCUGCAUUAUUAAAAAGCAAGGGAAGGUUAAGGCUCUUGAAGACGAGAUUUUUUAUCGUACCAAUAUUGAUUUCGAAUCGAAAACAUGCAGUCAUGUGGGAAUCGCACAUACCCGUUGGGCGACUCAUGGUGUCCCAUCAGAAGUGAAUUCGCACCCUCAGAGGUCAGACAGCGAUCAUGCUUUCGUAGUUGUGCACAAUGGUAUCGUAACCAACUACAAGGAAGUGAAGACGUUCUUAGAGCAGAGGGGUUACACCUUCGAGAGUGAAACCGAUACGGAAGUAAUCGCGAAGCUCAUUCACCAUUUCUGGGUACAGCAUCCUGGUUACUCGUUCCGUGAACUCGUCGAACAGGUUGUUCAACAAUUGGAAGGAGCAUUUGCUCUCUGCUUCAAAAGUAAGUACUUCCCAGGCGAAUGCGUGGCAACCAGAAGAGGAUCGCCCCUUUUAGUGGGUAUUAAAACGAAAACAUUGGCCACGGAUCAUGUGCCCAUCCUCUACGGGAAAGAUGACCUUCCAUGCGUAAACAAAGAAGGUGAAGCGCCAACUAAAGAUCACCGUCCACACGGCCGCCCUACGGAACUUCCGGUAAUACCACGCAGUGACAGCACGUCCGAGUUUCAACCCCUCGAGGACAAGGAAGUGGAGUAUUUCUUCGCUUCUGAUGCUAGUGCUGUCAUCGAACACACGAAGCGCGUUAUAUUUUUCGAGGACGAUGAUGUUGCUGCUGUUAAAGAGGGUGCUCUCAGUAUUCACCGACUUCGUCGAUGUAUGGAUGAUCCGCAUGCCAGAGAAAUCACCACUCUGAAGAUGGAGAUCCAACAAAUCAUGAAGGGCAACUACGAGUAUUUUAUGCAGAAGGAAAUUUUCGAGCAACCCGAGUCGGUGGUGACCACCAUGAGGGGACGAUUAAAUUUCCGAGAUAAUUCUGUUACAUUAGGAGGUAUUAAGGAUUACAUUCCUGAGAUUAAGAGAUGCAGGCGUCUAAUGCUCAUUGGAUGUGGAACAAGUUACCACUCCGCUAUAGCAACCAGACAACUCUUGGAAGAGCUGACUGAACUGCCAGUUAUGGUUGAGUUAGCCUCUGAUUUCUUAGACAGAAAUACACCAGUGUUCAGGGAUGAUGUAUGUUUCUUCAUCUCGCAGUCUGGAGAGACUGCAGAUACAUUGAUGGCUUUGCGUUACUGUAAAGGUCGUGGUGCUUUAAUCGUUGGAAUUACCAAUACUGUUGGUAGCAGCAUCUGUCGCGAGUCCCACUGUGGUGUCCAUAUUAAUGCUGGACCAGAGAUUGGUGUAGCCAGUACAAAGGCGUACACUUCUCAAUUUAUUUCUCUCGUUAUGUUCGCUCUGGUUAUGAGCGAGGAUAGAAUCUCUCUUGGUGCUAGGCGUCAGCAGAUCAUUGAAGGAUUGAAGAAUUUGGACAACUUAAUUCGUCAGGUUCUACAACUUGAUGAGAAAGUGAAAGAACUGGCCAAGUCUCUGUUUCAGCACAAAUCUCUGCUCAUUAUGGGUAGAGGAUACAAUUUUGCCACUUGUAUGGAAGGGGCAUUGAAAGUGAAAGAAUUGACUUAUAUGCACAGCGAGGGAAUCAUGGCAGGUGAAUUGAAACAUGGACCCCUAGCACUCGUUGAUGAUUCCAUGCCCGUGAUAAUGAUUGUUAUGAGGGACCCCGUUUACGUGAAAUGCAUGAACGCUCUGCAGCAAGUCACAGCCCGGGAUGGCAAACCGAUCGUCAUAUGCGAGGAAGGGGAUGAAGAAACAAAAAUGUUCGCGGACAGAGUUCUUGAAGUGCCUAAAACGGUCGAUUGCCUGCAAGGAAUUCUCACAGUCAUUCCAAUGCAAUUAUUAUCUUUCCAUAUCGCGGUUCUCCGCGGUUGCAACGUAGAUUGUCCCAGAAACCUGGCAAAGUCGGUUACCGUCGAGUAA
Osmia lignaria (orchard mason bee) is the source of this 2697-nucleotide messenger RNA. RefSeq names its product glucosamine-fructose-6-phosphate aminotransferase 2 (gene Gfat2). The record is from RefSeq and is a predicted model, not a curated record. Gene Ontology annotation, molecular function: L-glutamine:D-fructose-6-phosphate transaminase (isomerizing) activity; carbohydrate derivative binding. Gene Ontology annotation, biological process: protein N-linked glycosylation; carbohydrate derivative biosynthetic process; UDP-N-acetylglucosamine metabolic process. Lineage: Eukaryota; Metazoa; Arthropoda; Insecta; Hymenoptera; Megachilidae.